GCAAAACAAAAUGCAUUUCAUUCGGAUAAUAGCAAAAAAAUAUCCUCUCAUCUCUUUUCUCUAUUCUGUGACGAGAAGCUGAAGCCUUCGCCCUUCAAGCCUCUCUCUAUCACCCUUCUCAUCAUCCAUGGCGAAGACACUGAUUUCAUCUCCAUCAUUCAUCGGAACUCCACUUCCUUCACUUCACCGCAACUUCUCCCCUAACCGCACCAGACUAUACACCAAAGUUCACUUCAGUUUCCACCAAAUUCCUCCAAUUCAAUCCUUAACUCAUUCUAUUGAUGUUGCCGGUGUCUUCGCCAGAGCUGAAGGCCUUCUUUAUACGCUUGCUGAUGCCGCCGUUACGGCCGAUGCGGUUACUUCCACUUCCACGGAUGUUACUGUGCAGAAGAACGGAGGUUGGUUUGGUUUCAUCUCCGAUGGUAUGGAGUUUGUUCUUAAGAUAUUAAAGGAUGGUUUGUCUGCCGUGCAUGUGCCUUAUUCGUAUGGAUUUGCUAUCAUAUUGCUCACUCUUAUUGUUAAGGCGGCUACGCUUCCUUUGACAAAGCAACAGGUUGAAUCAACACUAGCUAUGCAAAACCUUCAACCUAAAAUUAAGGCCAUUCAACAAAGAUAUGCUGGUAAUCAGGAAAGAAUACAACUUGAGACUUCAAGGCUAUAUACCCAAGCUGGGGUUAACCCAUUGGCAGGUUGUUUACCGACUUUGGCUACUAUUCCCGUCUGGAUUGGUCUAUACCAAGCUUUAUCUAAUGUGGCAAAUGAGGGACUGUUAACAGAAGGUUUCUUAUGGAUCCCUUCUCUCGGUGGUCCCACUAGCAUUGCUGCUAGACAAAGUGGAUCUGGAAUUUCUUGGCUUUUUCCAUUUGUGGAUGGCCAUCCACCUUUGGGUUGGUAUGACACUGCAGCGUAUCUUGUUUUACCUGUUCUUCUUAUUCUUUCUCAAUAUGUUUCAAUGGAAAUCAUGAAACCACCUCAGACAAAUGAUCCUACUCAAAAGAAUACACUUCUUAUUUUCAAGUUUCUUCCACUCAUGAUUGGCUACUUCUCACUAUCUGUGCCAUCAGGACUAACAAUUUACUGGUUUACGAAUAAUGUCCUGAGCACAGCUCAACAAAUAUGGUUGCGCAAAUUAGGAGGUGCGAAGCCUGCUGUUAAUGAAGAUGCUGGUGGAAUUAUUACGGCAGGACGAGCUAAGAGAUCAUUUUCUAAGCCCGAAAAGGAUGGUGAAAGGUUUACGCAGUUAAAAGAAGAGGAGAGGAAGAAAAAGUUAAGCAAGGCACUGCCCGCGGAUGAAGUUCAACCUCUGGCCUCGGCUUCUGUUUCUGAUGAUGGCUCGGAUGUAAAAAACGAGAAGGAACAAGAAGUUACCGAAGAGGCGUAUGCAUCCAAAGUUCCCCAAGAGGUUCAAAGUUUUUCUAGGGGAAGAAGAAGCAAGCGUUCAAAGCAAAAGCCUGUUGUAUGAUAACGGACCACACACAAUUGUUUGUAGUUUAUAGUAAGUUUUGUAUAUUACAAUGGUUUGUAACAUUUUUGGGUUGUCACUUUUAUUGAACAUGUUAUUUAAUUCUGCAAAAUAUAUUUUGUUUCGUAUAAGUUCCACAUGUUAGCAAAUGUAAAUUGUCCUUUAACAGACACCUGCUUUCUUACAAUUAAAAACUUUCUGUUGAACAAAGAUAGUAUGAUAACGGACCA
This is a messenger RNA of Medicago truncatula (barrel medic), 1692 nucleotides long. Its product is annotated as inner membrane protein PPF-1, chloroplastic. Gene Ontology annotation, biological process: protein localization to chloroplast; protein insertion into membrane; thylakoid membrane organization. The record is from RefSeq and is a predicted model, not a curated record. Lineage: Eukaryota; Viridiplantae; Streptophyta; Magnoliopsida; Fabales; Fabaceae. Gene Ontology annotation, cellular component: chloroplast thylakoid membrane. Gene Ontology annotation, molecular function: membrane insertase activity. Bases 128 to 1462 code for a protein of 444 amino acids. The transcript has 11 exons.